AAAAAAGGUCCCUUUGAAAUGGAGUAUCAGAUGAAAAGAUUACCAUCCGAAAGAUUAGCAAAUCAGAGGAUCCUUUCUGUGAUUGGUGAUUGCCUUGAUAAUUUUGGUCCUGGAUGUGUGAGUGUACAGAAGAUACUCAAUGCUCGCUGCCCUCUGGUGAAAUUUUCCCAUCAACCGACAGGAUUCCAGUGUGAUCUGUCAGUGAGCAACAGCAUUGCUAUAAGAUGUUCAGAACUCUUGUAUAUCUAUGGCUGUCUUGAUUCCCGUGUGAGAGCUCUAGUGUUCACUAUACGGUGUUGGGCACGUGUUCAUGGACUUACAAAUACGGUUCCUGGUACCUGGAUUACAAACUUCUCUCUGACCAUGAUGGUCAUGUUUUUUCUGCAAAAGAGAUCACCACCUAUCAUUCCAACACUAGACCAACUUAAAGAUCUGGCAGGUGCAAAAGACAAGCAUGUGAUUGGAGGAUAUGAUUGCUCAUUUGUUAGUGAUUUAGGGAAGAUUAAACCUACAAAAAAUACAGAAACACUUGAUGUUUUGUUGGGUGAGUUUUUUGAAUAUUUUGGAAACUUUGAUUUCAGAAAGAAUUCCUUAAAUCUUCGAAAGGGGAAGGAAGUAAAUAAACCUGAGUCGUCUCCUCUUUAUAUCUGGAAUCCUUUUGAACAAGACCUUAAUAUCAGCAAGAAUGUUAAUCAGCCACAGCUGGAGAAAUUUGUAGCUAUGGCCAGAGAAAGUGCCUGGAUUUUACAGAAGGAAGAGAAAACUGAGCGAAUGAUCGAUGACGAGCCUUGGGGACUGGCAGUACUACUGAUACCAUUUGGAAAAAGUAGUUCCAGCAAGAUGAAGAAUAAGAUGAAAGGAAUAGGAAGUGAAACAAUCAGAAGCCUCUUGGACUCUUUAAAGCUAAAUAAUCCAAACAGUCUACAAAAAGCAGUGGGAAAAUGACUUUCAGCACAGAAACACAGUGGCUGAUAUUCUGUUUUAGGAAUUGAAUGUGACACACAGUCCGAAGAACAUUACUUUUAACAAUUCUAUUAUGGUGAAAUGGAGAGUCAAACAAUCUCUGUUUUUCAUCGUGAUGCUUUUUGUACAGGUCUCCUUCCUUUCUGUACAUUUUUCUCCUCCUUACUCUUCACUUUGACAUCUGUUUUAUGAAUGAAGAGUAUCCAAAUGCAAGUUUUACAGAUGGAUUUUGGAAGUAGCCUUCAGUCAGGUGCUCUUUGAAAAAAAAGUCUGACAGGAGCAGCAUGGGAAAAAGCCUUUGGGAAUUCUGUUGGCUAACAUACAAAUAAUAUGCUAAGUAAAAGAUCAAGAAACAACCACCUUUCAGUGAAACCACAGUUUUAAAAAGAGGAAUGUGUUGGAACCAUUGCUUCCAAUCCAAUCAUGUUCUGGAAGCCAGUAAAAAUGGAGUGCAU
This is a messenger RNA of Acanthisitta chloris (rifleman), 1418 nucleotides long. RefSeq names its product mitochondrial poly(A) polymerase (gene MTPAP). Gene Ontology annotation, molecular function: poly(A) RNA polymerase activity. The record is from RefSeq and is a predicted model, not a curated record. Gene Ontology annotation, cellular component: mitochondrion. The transcript has 5 exons. Lineage: Eukaryota; Metazoa; Chordata; Aves; Passeriformes; Acanthisittidae. The annotation marks the transcript as partial.